Eucalyptus grandis is the source of this 1833-nucleotide messenger RNA. Its product is annotated as receptor kinase-like protein Xa21. The record is from RefSeq and is a predicted model, not a curated record. The transcript has a single exon. Bases 1 to 1833 code for a protein of 610 amino acids. Gene Ontology annotation, biological process: protein phosphorylation. Lineage: Eukaryota; Viridiplantae; Streptophyta; Magnoliopsida; Myrtales; Myrtaceae. Gene Ontology annotation, molecular function: protein kinase activity; protein binding; ATP binding.
AUGUCGAGCUUGCGCAUCUUGAGCUUACCUGAUGGCCAAAUAGGAGGUGACAUUCCGAGUGAGAUUGGCAAGUUGGUCAAUUUGAAUUUAAUGAUCCUUGAGGGAAAUCUGCUAACGGGCGAAGUGCCUCAAGAGAUUUUUAACAUUUCUUCGUUACGAGUGCUUUCUUUGAUGGACAAUUCACUCUCCGGAAGCCUUCCCUCAAGUAGCGAACUAAGCCUUCCGAAUUUGGAAGAAGUCCAUCUAUCACUAAAUAGCCUUGGCGGCAACGUCCCACAAUAUAUUUCGAAUUAUACGAACCUAAUUAUUUUCAAUGCUGCUUUAAAUCAACUUAGCGGACCGAUACCCAUGAGUUUGGGCAACUUGAAGAACCUCAGAAGCUUCGCGGUUUCGUCAAAUCAGCUCACAGGAGAGCCUUAUCAUUCAAAGCUUAGUUUUCUAUCGGCCUUAUCAAAUUGCCAAUCUCUCCAAACCUUGGAUCUGGGAGAAAACCCGCUUCACGGCUCCAUACCAAAAUCUAUCAAAAACUUCUCCAGUUCCUUACGAACUCUACUCGCUCAAGAUUCUCAAAUAAGAGGUCGCAUUCCUGAGGAAAUGGGUUUCUUGAAGAGAUUGACUUUUCUAGCAUUGAGCAAUAACAAUCUAGUCGGCAACAUCCCAUCGUCAAUCGGAGGAUUAGAAAGCUUGCAAAGGCUAUAUGUUGAUAACAACCAUCUCGAAGGACCGAUCCCCAAUGAGAUAUGCUACUUGCCAAAUUUAGGAGAAUUGGUGCUCUGGCAAAAUAGGAUAUCGGGAUCGAUCCCGAAUUGCAUUGGAAACCUCAGCAGUCUUCAAAACUUUCUCCUAAGUUCGAAUAACAUGACAUCAAUUAUACCGGUUAGUCUGUGGAGCCUUCAAGAACUUAUCUUCCUUAAUCUGUCACUCAAUUCUUUCAAUGGAGGACUACCACUUGAAAUAGGAAAAAUGAGAGCUAUGAACAGCAUUGAUCUUUCUUGGAAUCAACUUACCGGCACCAUACCAAGUUCCAUCCAAGAAUUGGAGAGCCUUGCUUCUCUCAAUUUGUCAGGGAACUCAUUUCAAGGAUUGAUACCGCAAUCAAUCGGCAACCUUAAAGGGUUGGACUUCCUUGAUCUCUCCCACAAUGAGUUAUCUGGCGCAAUACCUAAGUCCAUGGAAGGACUUAGAUAUCUGCAAAAUUUGAACUUGUCCUUUAACAAGCUAUCAGGAGCAAUUCCUAAUGGUGGGCCCUUUGGAAAUUUCUCGGCUCUCUCAUUCAUUGGGAAUGAAGCACUUUGUGGAAAUGCUAUUUUUCAAGUCCCACGUUGCAAAGUAAAUGGAAAGAAAUCAUCAAGGGACAAGAAGCUCCAUUUACUAUACAUUAUGGCGCCAAUUGUAUCAGCUGUACUUUUAGUCUUUGUCAUUUGCUUGCUUAGAAAGCAUGGGAACACUGGCAAAAAAGCUUCAGUUUUGGUGGAGAACCCACCUGGAAUUGACCACCCGAUGAUAUCAUAUCGGGAGCUUUGCUCGGCUACUAACAACUUUAGCGAAUGCAAUUUGCUUAGAGAGGGAAGCUUUAGCUCUGUAUACAAAGGAACUCUAGCCAAUGGGAUGGAUGUCGUAGUCAAAGUACUGAAUCUCCACAUUGAAGGCGCCCUAAAAAGUUUCGAUGUAGAAUGCGAGGUUUUCUGCAAGAUCCGACACCGGAAUCUACUCAAGGUGAUCAGCACCUGCACGAAUGCCGAUCUAAGAGCUUUGGUGCUGCAAUACGUGCCCAAUGGGAGCUUGGAGAAGUGGCUUUACUCCAACAACUACAACUUGGGUCUCCAUCAGUGA